UGCGGGCGUGUGUGGAGAGCUGGGCCUGGUUCCCGCGUUGAGCCCUCGCCGCCGCCGCCGCCGCCUCAGCGUCUGUCCCGGCCGCCGCCGCCAUGUCGGACUAUCCCCCGGCCGGGCCCCCUCCGUCCGCUGGGCCCCCCGGCGCCGGAGCGGGGGCCUCCGGAGCUGGGGGCCCCCCCCCGGGCGGAGCGGGCGGCGGGGGCGCGGGGGGGCCCGGCGCGGGGGGGCCGCCCGGCGGCAUCCGCAAGGACGCCUUCGCCGACGCCGUGCAGCGGGCCCGGCAGAUUGCAGCAAAAAUCGGGGGAGAUACAGCUACAACGGUGAACAACAACACUCCAGACUUUGGGUUUGGGGGUCAGAAGAGACAACUGGAAGAUGGAGACCAGCCGGAGAGCAAGAAGCUGGCUGCCCAGACGGACUCACUAUCCACGCAGCUGGGACCGAUCCAUCCUCCUCCCAGGUCGACUGUUACUGAAGAGUACAGAGUGCCUGAUGGCAUGGUGGGACUCAUCAUUGGCAGAGGAGGAGAACAAAUCAACAAAAUCCAGCAGGACUCUGGCUGCAAAGUACAGAUCUCGCCAGACAGCGGUGGUCUGCCGGAGCGGAGCGUCUCCCUGACCGGGUCUCCAGAAGCUGUUCAGAAGGCGAAGAUGAUGCUGGAUGACAUCGUGUCGCGGGGCCGUGGUGGGCCCCCGGGCCAGUUCCACGACAACGCCAAUGGGCAGAACGGCACAGUGCAGGAGAUUAUGAUCCCGGCUGGGAAGGCAGGGCUGGUUAUUGGCAAGGGUGGGGAGACCAUUAAGCAAUUGCAGGAAAGAGCUGGAGUAAAAAUGAUUCUGAUUCAAGACGGUUCCCAGAACACCAACGUGGACAAACCCUUGAGGAUAAUUGGGGAUCCUUACAAAGUGCAGCAAGCCUGUGAGAUGGUGAUGGACAUCUUACGGGAGCGUGACCAGGGUGGCUUUGGUGACCGAAAUGAAUACGGUUCCAGGAUUGGGGGAGGAAUAGAUGUUCCAGUGCCCAGACACUCUGUGGGUGUGGUUAUUGGCCGCAGUGGGGAGAUGAUCAAGAAAAUACAAAAUGAUGCUGGAGUUCGGAUACAAUUUAAGCAAGAUGACGGGACUGGACCUGAGAAGAUUGCCCAUAUCAUGGGUCCCCCAGACCGGUGUGAGCAUGCUGCCCGCAUCAUCAAUGAUCUUCUCCAGAGUCUCCGGAGCGGCCCACCAGGCCCCCCUGGCCCAGGGAUGCCCCCUGGGGGCAGAGGACGAGGACGAGGGCAGGGCAACUGGGGCCCCCCAGGUGGGGAGAUGACCUUCUCCAUCCCAACGCACAAGUGUGGGCUGGUCAUUGGCAGAGGUGGGGAGAAUGUCAAAGCCAUAAACCAGCAGACGGGGGCAUUUGUGGAGAUCUCACGGCAGCUGCCUCCCAAUGGUGACCCCAACUUCAAGCUGUUCAUCAUCCGAGGGUCCCCACAGCAGAUUGAUCACGCCAAGCAGCUCAUCGAGGAGAAGAUAGAGGGUCCUUUGUGCCCAGUUGGACCAGGACCAGGGCCUGGGGGGCCACCAGGACCUGCUGGCCCCAUGGGGCCUUUCAACCCAGGACCGUUCAAUCAGGGCCCUCCAGGAGCCCCUCCUCACCCUGGCGGUCCUCCUCCUCACCAGUACCCACCCCAGGGCUGGGGGAACACCUACCCGCAGUGGCAGCCACCUGCACCUCAUGACCCAAGCAAAGCAGCAGCGGCUGCAGCGGAUCCCAAUGCGGCCUGGGCAGCCUACUACUCGCACUAUUACCAGCAGCCCCCGGGCCCCGUGCCUGGGCAGCCACCGGCGCCUGCAGCCCCGCCUGUGCAGGGAGAACCCCCACAGCCGCCCCCAACUGGCCAGUCAGACUACACUAAAGCCUGGGAGGAGUAUUACAAAAAAAUAGGCUCCCUGACACACGUGCCUUUGCCUGCAGGCCAACAGCCCCAGCAGCCGGGGGCACCCCCACAACAGGAUUACACAAAAGCCUGGGAGGAAUAUUACAAGAAGCAAGCAGCUCAAGUGGCUACUGGAGGAGGUCCUGGAGCCCCACCCGGCCCCCAGCCGGACUACAGUGCGGCCUGGGCAGAGUACUACAGACAGCAAGCAGCCUACUACGGACAGACGCCAGGGGCCGCGGGCCCAGCCCCACCGCCCACACAGCAGGGACAGCAGGCCCAGUGAAUCGAAUGUGAACUCCCCCAUCUGUGAAACCCCUUUUGUUUUCAGAAGAGAUGCCACUGCAGCGGUGGUGAUGGCAGGGGGUGGGGCGGGGUGGGGGGAAGCUGGCCAGAGCUGGGCACCGGUUGGGGGGUGGGGGUGGGGGCAAGACCACACCAGCUUUUUCCCCCCUCCACCCCCCCAGUCUCUUCACAAAAUAAAACUUAAACCAGUCGAGCGUUUGCGCCCCUCCCCCCUGUUGAGCCCGCUGUAGACUGUAGCGAAUUAACGGCGGUGUGCCCACCCCCCUUACCCCACUCCGGCCUGGCCCGGCCCCUGCGGGGUUAACAUUUCCUGCCUUUUUGUUUUUGUUUUUUGUUUUAAAAAAAGAAAAAAAGAGGGAAAAAAAAUAAAGUGUCCCCUGUCCCCCCUGGAGACUCGCACUGCUUUAGUUAGAGUCGAACAUUCCUGAUCCGGUGUCGGUGUCUCAGCUCCCCACCCCCAACUCCCUUCCUGGCUCGCUCCCUUCCCAUCUCUCUGCUCCCAGGACUGGUCUGUUGUGUGGUUUUUUUUUCUUUUUCUUUUGGGUUCCCUCCCCCCUCCCCAUCCCAUCCUCCCUCCACCCCAUCUGUUCCAGAGGAGACUGAAGCCGACCAGCCGGAACAAUUGUGCGCUCGGUUUUUACUUUUUACCGCUUGUUUUUAACUUCACAAAUAAACGAGAACAAAACCUCC
Alligator mississippiensis (American alligator) is the source of this 2914-nucleotide messenger RNA. RefSeq names its product KH-type splicing regulatory protein (gene KHSRP). The record is from RefSeq and is a predicted model, not a curated record. Gene Ontology annotation, cellular component: cytoplasm; nucleus. Gene Ontology annotation, biological process: regulation of DNA-templated transcription. The transcript is spliced from 20 exons. Gene Ontology annotation, molecular function: mRNA binding. Bases 93 to 2204 code for a protein of 703 amino acids. NCBI's taxonomy places the organism in Eukaryota, Metazoa, Chordata, Crocodylia, Alligatoridae.